CCGUUUUCAUUCCAUUUCACGUGUUUACGACUUUUUUCGGUCCGAAAUACCGACCGAGUCGGGAGCUUGUGUUAUGAAAUCGAGCAAGAAAAUACACACAUCGAAGCUGCACAGGUGACUCCCACGUUUGUCGCGAUUUGUAAGUAAACAGUGGGUCUUUUUCGUUGUGCGUUUUCGCGAAAAGUGAACGACCAUGUCGAUACACACGGGCCAAACGUCGGAAAGCGAUGCGUGGGCCCUUCUGGCCCUAAAAUCGGCCCCGGCCAGUCCGGCGAAGCUACAAUGGAGCCCCGAGGACAGGGGGGACGUGAUAGCCCGCAUAGAAGCCCGAGAAUUCGAAUAUUUGGUCCGGCAGAACCGGAUAGUGAUCGGUAGGAACAGUUCACGUGGUGAUGUCGAUGUAAAUAUGGGACAUUCGAGUUUUAUUUCUCGUAGACAUUUAGAAGUGAUUUUCGAUCACCCGUUCUUUUAUUUGAGCUGUAACGGAAAGAAUGGAGUGUUCAUCGACGGCGUUUUCCAAAGGAAAGGGGCCCCAGCAAUUAGACUGCCCAAGACAUGUACUCUACGGUUUCCAAGUACCAAUAUCCGCCUAUCGUUCCACUCGCUGGUCGACGACGGCUUGGACUCGGCGCCCAACAUCCGAGAAGUGUCGCCGGUGCCCAUCAGGGAGCGUACAGGAGGAGGUAGCUCUUCAGGCGGCGCAAUGCACCCCCUGCGCAUCAACAUACCGGAAGGCGAGUUUGGCAGUCCAUUUGGGUCGCCCACCGGUACUAUUAGCGCGGCAAACAGUUGCCCGGUCAGUCCCAGAGCUCACCAUGGUGGGAGUCAUAGCAAGAGGAAUGUACAAGCGGACUUACAAAUGGUUGCUGCGUAUGCUGCAGCUCAAGUUAGAGGAGAUGAACAGCAUGUUUCGCAGAGCCAUAGUCCUGAAUAUAGACAUCCUACUUCAAAUGGGAAUUCGGCCCCCUCUGUAGUAAUAAACGACGGAAAUUACGUGGCAAGCGGAAGCGGCAAGGACGACUCCAAGCCACCCUUUUCCUAUGCCCAGCUUAUUGUACAAGCGAUAGCCAGUGCCCACGACAAGCAACUGACCCUCUCAGGAAUCUAUAGUUAUAUAACCAAAAACUAUCCCUACUACAGGACAGCGGAUAAGGGCUGGCAAAAUUCUAUUAGACAUAAUCUUAGUCUGAAUAGGUAUUUUAUUAAGGUUCCUAGGAGCCAAGAAGAGCCUGGUAAAGGUUCAUUUUGGAGGAUCGACCCUCAAUCAGAGUCUAAGCUUAUAGAGCAGGCUUUCAGACGCAGGCGACAAAGGGGGGUUUCAUGUUUCAGGGCUCCCUUUGGUUUAAGUUCGAGGAGUGCACCGGCUUCCCCAUCUCACCUGGGCAUCUCGGACGUCAUGACACCGGAUUCGCUGUCCCGCGAAGGUUCCCCAUCUCUGGAACACGGUCUCGACGUCAGCCAAUCAGCGCCAGGCAGCCCUGGAUCUUCUUCAGCGGCCCGUGCCGGUUCCGGCGGGAUGAUUGGGCACCAGCAAAUGUCUGCGCUGGUCGGAGCCACCAAAGCUCGUCUGAUGAUGCCCCAGCACCAUCAGGACCAGUAUUUGGAGCAGCAGGUUAUCGAGAGACCGUCGUCCAAUGGACAACAGGAAUAUAGAGAAGAAAAGUUUCUGCCAGGAACAUUGGAAGAACGUUCAAUGUCGCCUGCAUCCUUUUCACCACAGCCUGUUAUUGUGCAAGCUGCAAAUUACUCACCAUAUAGUGGCAAUAACAGUUAUAUAGGAUUAGACAUUAAAAGACACUUGGAAGAGCAAAGCGUGGGCAGCCCGUCGAGUUCCGGCGAAAUGGACGGUCCGGAGAUCAAGCGGCAACGUCUUUUGGAGCCCAAAUACGAGACAGAAUAGAUCUCCUUUAUUAUUUAUAACGUUAAACAUCUGUAGUUUUCGCCCAAAGAUACUGAAAUGGUCUCAGAAUCUACGGCUAUAGUAUCAUUCAAAAUUUGAUUCCUACUUUUCAUGGUUCAGAAAUAAAAAAAUUCAGUUUAGAUUUUGAGACCAUUUGUUCCCAGAUCAGCAAAGUUAACAGUAUGUAUGCAAAAGUUUCCUAAUAGUAGUUAUUAUUAUUUGUCCCUCUCCUUUCUAAUCACAGCACACAAUAAAUGCGAUGUUGCCACUGCUAUUAAAACAUAUAGGAUCUUUAGUUCAGAUGUUGCUUUUUAGACUUCUUUUGACGCAAGGUAUUUGUUUCAUUUAGAUAAUUGUGGUACGGCAAUAAAACUGACGUAUUUAUUGUAAGGGAUCAAGAAAUAAUUGUAACAGCGGUACCGAGUUUUUUUAGGUAGUUUCUCAAAGAGUUAACUGAUAAAUAGGUAAAUUGGAGCUGAAUCCGCAUCAAUUUGCACGACGUUAGUCUUUAAACUUUUUACAGAAUGCUUUUUUAAUUAGAACAACUUUGUACAUAAUUUAUAAACUUGUGAAAGAUUAGCACAAAAUUUAGGUAAAUAAUUUUCCAAAUCCGUGCAAUAUUUUCAAUUAUUAUUUUGGUGUGUUAUUUGGAAAAUUUUAAAUAUACUUCUUUGUUAGUAUUAACUGGAAACUGUAUGUAAUUAGGUGCCUUGGUUCAAAUUUAAAUAAAAUACAGAACCUUUUGUCUGACGCAUUAUGAAUUCAUUCUUAUAGGAAUCAUGUGAUCUAGAAUUGAUGUAGUUCCAGGGUUAAAUGAAUUUUAGUUAAUUUAGACGCAUUUUUUUCCCAAGUGUUUUUUUAUUAAGUUACUUUAUUUUGGUAGAAUAGUUUUUUUGCAUGAUUGAAACGUAUACAUUUUGUAAAUAAUGUUAAAUGGUUUUGUCAAAAAAAAAAAAUUAGCAAAAUUGUAAAAAAAAAUAAUGUGGAAGUACAAAACUCGCACCAAAAAACAAAAAAAAACUUGGUAACAUCCAUUUAUCUACAAUCUACACAGGGUGUCUCGAUAAUAGAAUAAUUGUUAUUUUCUAUAAUAGAGCGUCUUGUAGUGGAUAAUAAUAAUAAAUAAAUAAUUUUAAGGAUGCUAGAUCGGGAGCACUUUUGUCCUUAGAAGUAAUUUUGUGCCGCUGACAUGGCUGAAAUCAUUCAGAUUGAUUCUUUCAAUAUUUGUGUCUCUAUAUUAUCCUUAAUAAUUGUAAAUAAGCAGUUCUUACAAUACAGGUGUAAAAGCUGUUUGUACUCAUCCCCAACAUUUUUUCUGGACUAUGAAAUGGUCUUUUACUACAGUUAGUUAUGAUGUAUACAAACUUAUUAAAUGUAGGGUAAAAAUAAAAAAAAGAAAUAAACAAGUAUAAUAAUUGCUGUGAAAUGUUAAGUUAUUUUUAUCCAUCCCCAUGUGAAAUUGGUAAUAAACUUGUAACCUUCUAUAAACCCAUCUGGAAACUUCCAAAAUGGAAAAGUUCGUAGCUCCUGCUAGAAUUACAAGUAAAAUAUCUACCUAUGGAUUUUAUUGUUUGAUUGAUUUUCCACGACUGCUAGCAGCAUCAUCUAGGAAGCAGCAGCAAAACUACUGCUGUUCAGAAUAGAAGUUUCAGGAAAAUAAAAAGAUCUAAGACUGAAAUGAAAGUCCUUACGUGUAACAAAACAAUAAUUUUAUUUGUUAAUGUUCAAUUUUACAUUUUUUUAUAAAAUUUUUGAAUUUAUUUAACGAAGUUGUACUUUUCUUUAUUCUACUUAAUUUAUUUAUGCAGGAUGGCCAAGUACAUAAUUCAUUAUAUUAGUAGGUUGGAAUGGGAAAAUAUGUUUUUUUUUUUUUGAAAAAUCAAUUUUUUUAUUUAAAACUACUAACUUUAUAAAUAAGUAUAAUAAAUUAAUGUUUAUUUUAAAUCAUUCACUCUUUUGUAGGAGAUUCCACCUUGCACCCUAAUGCCUAUAUGGUUUGUUUUCUUUGCAUAAUUUGAUUUAAUAAAUAGUGGAAGAAUACAUACUGUCAUGAAAGUGAACUUUCUCUCUAACGUUAUCAGUCUUUAUUAUAAAGAAAAACUUAAAAACUACAAUUUUUCUAAUGCAAAGUUUCACUUGCAUGACAGUACUGGGAUACACAAAUUAAUAUAAUGAACACAAUUUAGCUGAUUUUGACUGUUUAAUUAUUAUUGUACAAAUUACAACAUAAAAAAAUAAAAAUUUGGUGCAAAUCUCUUGUCUCACACAAAUUCUAUUUGGUUGGAUUCAGGUUUAGGGAGAGAACAUUUAUUUUUAUUCUAGGAUGUCUUUAUGUUUUAGGAAUGUUUUGUAAACGCUCUCUCGAUCUUUAAUAAACUAAUUUUGUACAGGAGAAGAGUGGGUUGCUUUAUCGGACUAUUACAGAGAGCACUGUGAGAACUAAUAUGGCUAAUAACGAAUUAUUUUCUAUUGUGUUCGAUGACGAGGACACUAGUCCGCACUCUCUAUGGCCGUAGUUUUGACAAUGGA
Messenger RNA from Ceutorhynchus assimilis (cabbage seed weevil), 4429 nucleotides. The record is from the annotation of a GenBank genome assembly. Lineage: Eukaryota; Metazoa; Arthropoda; Insecta; Coleoptera; Curculionidae.